GUGGGCGUUCGAUUCACAUAAGAACUGUCAAAUCUGGCGAAAGGAGAGUGUUUUGUUAGCUGGCUGAUUUCGCAGCAGUUUCGUUCUAAAAAAUAUCAUAAAAUUAUUAUGAAUUAUUUCGUGUUGUAAAAUUCUUACAUAAAAGCAAACUUCACAAUGAAGCAGACAAUCGGAAAUUCUGAUGUGGCGGAUUACUUCAUACGGAUCCUCCAGGAGGACGACAGUUUGUCGUCCGGAAUAGCGGCAAUCAAAACCCUGCUGUGGGUUCUACAAGAAACCGAAUUUGACACGGUGCAGGAGCUGCACUCCACGAUCCAGGCGGCGGUCCAAUCGAUGCGCGAAACGGACAAACCGAUGACCUCGGUUGUGUCCGGAAGUGAGCUGUUCCUGCGAUUCAUCACCCUCGCAAAGUUCGACGACAAAACCAUCCAGGAGGUGCGGGAAAUUAUGCUGGGACGUGGCAAAAGCUUCCUGGCCAAGCUGCUGGAAAGCCGGAACGUGGUGGCCAAGCAAGCGACCAGCUUCAUCAGCGAUGGAUGUCGGAUUUUGACGCACGCCCGGUCCCGAACCGUGCGGGACACUUUGAUCCUGGCGGCCAAGAUGAACAAGCGCUUCCAUGUGUUCGUCACGCAGAGCUUCCCCGAUAAGCAAGGUGAACAGAUGCAAACGGAACUGGAAGCGGAAGGCAUCGAAUGUACGCUGAUUCUGGACUCCGCCAUUGGAUACGUGAUGGAGACGGUCGAUAUGGUGUUCGUGGGAGCCGAAGGCGUGGUGGAAAGCGGAGGAAUUAUCAAUCGUGUGGGAACCUUUACGAUGGCCAUGUGCGCCCGGGAGAUGAAGAAACCGGUCUACGUGCUGGUGGAAAGCUUCAAAUUCAGUCGACUGUACCCUCUGAAUCAGCGAGAUUUGCCAAACGAUUAUAAGUAUUCCAAACCAAGUCUAAGUGACAUCUCGAAGGCGCAUCCAUUGGUGGAUUAUACACCCCCGGUCUAUAUAACGCUUCUUUUCACCGAUCUAGGAAUUCUCACGCCAUCGGCUGUGAGUGACGAAUUGAUCAAAUUGUAUCUAUAACGAGUUUUGUUUGGUGGAAAUGAAAUUUAUUUUCAAAAAUCAGAA
Molecule: messenger RNA, 1116 nt
Organism: Aedes aegypti (yellow fever mosquito)
Lineage: Eukaryota; Metazoa; Arthropoda; Insecta; Diptera; Culicidae
Gene: eIF2Balpha
Product: translation initiation factor eIF-2B subunit alpha
Exons: 5
Coding region: 157-1071 (304 amino acids)
Biological process (GO): translational initiation
Cellular component (GO): eukaryotic translation initiation factor 2B complex
Molecular function (GO): translation initiation factor activity; guanyl-nucleotide exchange factor activity
Source: RefSeq, a predicted model, not a curated record